AUGGUUGCAUCUAACACGGUCGAGAGUUCUGACAAGAAACCACCGGUGCUAUCAUUGCAGGACCUAACCAUUAUCGAGGCAUUCGACCAGGGCGCCACCGAGGCGAAAUACGUCACAUUCUACCAAGUUACUCGGGAAGACGAGCUGUACUUUGGCCAGCUUUUCAAGAAGAAAAAGGAAAUUACUGUGGCAGAGUACAAUGCCGCGCUGAAGCAUGUCCCCGACAGCGAGAUUUACCCCGCGGUUCCCCAGAAUACGCCGCUGACGAUUGCGCCCGACGACUUGGACGACGUCUCUGCCUUUAUCAAGCGCCCCGGUCUCAACUGCUACGAGGAAAUGAAGGGCUCUGAUUUUAUUCCCAAAGGCGUCUUAGAAGAGACUCUCAUCAUGGAGCAAAUCUCCAAGACGCCUCACCCCUACAUCAUCGGGUACCUGGGCUGUCGCGUGCGUCGUGGCCGCAUCACGGCCUUGGCCCUGGAGCGUCUGGACAAGACGCUCCAGCAGCACGUCCACGAACCUAGCUUUGCAAAGCUUGAUGGGGAGAAAUUUGCCGAGGCGCUGGAAUCGGCGGUGGCGCAUCUACAUUCGUUGGGAUUAGCGCAUAAUGAUAUAAAUCCGGGAAACAUCAUGGUCAAGGGGGGGAUGCCGGUGUUGAUUGACUUUGGGUCGUGUCAGCCGUUUGGGGGGAGGUUGCAGUCGUUGGGGUCGCCGGGGUGGUGUGAGAAGGUUUUUUUCACGUCGCAGGCCAAGCACGACAUGUACGCGCUCAGGAAGUUGCGGGAGUGGUUGGAGAAGCCGGAGUGA
Molecule: messenger RNA, 804 nt
Organism: Beauveria bassiana ARSEF 2860
Lineage: Eukaryota; Fungi; Ascomycota; Sordariomycetes; Hypocreales; Cordycipitaceae
Product: serine/threonine-protein kinase
Exons: 1
Coding region: 1-804 (267 amino acids)
Biological process (GO): mitotic DNA damage checkpoint signaling; protein phosphorylation
Cellular component (GO): cytoplasm; nucleus
Molecular function (GO): ATP binding; protein serine/threonine kinase activity
Source: RefSeq, a predicted model, not a curated record